AUGCCUUCACAAAUUCCUUUACAACUAUCCUCACAAAUAGCUCUGAAAAUAGCUUCUCAAAUACCUUUACAAAUGCUUUCACAACUAUCUUCACAAAUGCCAACAAAUUUUUUCCCACACUUUUCUAACAUUUUCUUACAAAUAUUACUAAAUAUUCUUUUAUACAUACCAUCAAAUAUUACUUCAUAUCUUUAUUUUAUGCCAUUUCUGACUAUGCCUAAUUUAUUACAAAGAUCAAUAAUUUUUUCAAAAUAUGUUCCCAAACUUGAAGAAUUUUUGACCCAAAUAGAUAAAGCUGAAAAUGCAAAUGGUGAAAUUUUAGCAUGUUUAUCAAGCUAUUCAAGUUAA
This is a messenger RNA of Racocetra persica, 348 nucleotides long. Lineage: Eukaryota; Fungi; Glomeromycota; Glomeromycetes; Diversisporales; Gigasporaceae. The record is from the annotation of a GenBank genome assembly.